AUGGCCGACCUAUCACCUCCAGCGACUCACCCUCUCCUUCCUCGCCAGAGCAGUGGCGGCAAUGGCAACGCUGGCGACGAGUUGCUCAGCCUAUUGAGCUCUGGAUUCGCCUCUCAAUUGGCCACAGACUCCGUGUACGCUUCAGUGGCCACAUCCCUUGGCUUGACCCUUGGCAUUGCGCUUCUCUUCUCCUUCAUCCGGCCAUAUAAUAAUGUUGUGUACGCCCCACGAGCGAAGCACGCCGACAGCAAGCAUGCGCCACCACCAGUCUCAAAAGGCCUCUUCGGCUGGAUUCCACCACUCAUACAAACGAAAGAGCAAGAUCUGGUGGAGAAGGUCGGGUUGGACGCUGCCAUAUUCUUGCGCUUCAACAGGAUGUUGAGGAAUAUCUUCUCGGUGCUGUCGCUACUCGGGUGUGGUACUUUGAUUCCGGUGUACAUCCUGUGCUCGGACUCCAAUAUCACCAAAGGUAUAGGCUGGUUCUCAAGGCUGACGCCGAAUUAUAUGUAUGGUAGCCAAGGGUUCUGGGCAGUGGUACUGAUGGCAUACGUAUUCGAUGGAACAAUCAUGUUCUUCUUGUGGACAAAUUACAGAGCAGUCUUGAAGCUGCGUCGAGCAUACUUGGAGAGUCCCGAGUACCAACGGAGUCUGCAUGCACGAACUCUACUUUUGACGGAUAUUCCGAAAGAGAUGCGAUCGGACGAGGGCAUUGUGCAGAUCACGGAGGAGAUCAAGGCAACAGAUGCCACACCGUGGCCAGCUAUUGCACGCAAUACGCAGGACUUGCCGGAAUUGGUGGAAGAGCACGAGGAGACUGUCAGGAAGCUGGAAAGUGUGCUGGCCAAAUAUCUCAAAAAUCCGAACAAAUUGCCGCCUAAGAGGCCAACUUGCAAGGUAUCGAAAGCAGAUAAAAGCUACACCAAGGGCCAGAAAGUGGACGCUAUAGAGUAUUUGACCUCUCGCAUCAAGGAAUUGGAAAUUGAGAUCAAGGAAGUGCGCGUGGCGGUUGACAAGCGUAACGCGAUGUCGUACGGCUUCGCCAGCUACGACCGCAUUGCAGAGGCGCAUAGCGCAGCUUACAUUGCUCGCAAGAAAGCUCCACGAAACACCGUCAUUCGUUUAGCUCCUAAGCCGAAUGAUCUCGUGUGGAAGAAUCUCAAAAUGCUCAAGAAAGACAGAGGCUGGCAGAACUUCGUCAACAAUCUCUGGGUCGCUGUCUUGACAGCCUUCUGGGUUGUGCCCAACGUCCUGAUCGCCGUCUUCUUGUCCAAUUUGGCCAACUUGGGCCAAGUGUGGAAGGGUUUCGAAGAUUCUCUGCAAGCACAUCGAGUCUGGUGGGCUCUUGUGCAGGGUGUGGCCUCUCCAGCGAUCACAACCGCAUUCUACUUCUUCCUACCGGCCAUCUUCAGACGCCUUUGUGUCAAUGCUGGAGACGUCACCAAGACGCAACGAGAACGCCAUGUCAUGCACAAACUUUACACAUUCUUCGUCCUGAACAACUUUAUAGUAUUCACGUUGUUCUCGGCAGUCUUCAAGUUCGUGGCGGCGGUCAUCGAGGGCUCGAAGAGUGGUGGAGUGUGGCAAGCGAUCGAGGACUCGCAUCCGUUCCGGUCGAUCGUCACUGGGCUGUGUACGGUCUCGCUCUACUGGAUCUCCUGGAUGUUGCAAAGGAACUUGGGUGCGGCUGUGGAUCUCAGUCAGCUUGUCACGCUCAUCUGGGGUGGCAUCAGGAAACGCUUUAUGGCUCCCACGCCACGAGAAUUGAUUGAGCUGACGGCUCCGCAACCUUUUGACUACGCUGGAUACUACAACUACUUCCUCUUCUAUGCGACUGUGGCCAUUGCUUUCGGUGCACUACAGCCAUUGAUGCUUCCGGUCGCAGCGCUUUACUUCUGGUUCGACAGCUUCUUGAAGAAGUACCUCCUGCUCUACAUCUUCAUCACCAAGUAUGAGAGCGGUGGUAUGUUCUGGCGGACACUAUUCAAUCGCAUGCUCUUCCUGGCACUGCUCGGCAACGUUGUCAUUGCCCUCCUCGUGGUAGCCCAGGGUGCCAUUGGCGCAAACUGGGGUAUGUUGGCUGCCCUCGCGCCGCUGCCGUUCUUGUUGCUCGGCUUCAAGAUAUACUGCAUGCGCACUUUUGAUGACGCUAUUCACUACUAUCAAAAGGGGAAGGCGAUGCGUGAUGCGGAAUUCACGGCUGCUACCGAGCACAAGAAGCGAAAGGGCGAUAAAGUCGGCGUACGCUUUGGACACCCUGUGCUGUACAAGCCGCUUCUCACACCGAUGGUGGCUGCCAAAUCACAGCAUCUGCUCAAGAGUAUCUAUAGCGGCAGGACGUCAAUGGACGACACGGCUACAGCAGGUGGCUACAGCGACGUAUACAUGGAUCAAAUGGAUGCUGCACAACCUGGACGGAAGACAGGCCAGCCUGCGCCUUUCGAAAUCGUGAACGAGAACCAGAUGGACUUUGAGCACUGGAAACACAGACCAGAGUUCCGUGACGAGCACGGAGGCGGUGGCGAAGUCUUCGGCCGCGCGUAUGAUAUCAUUCGAUCUGGCACACCUGGAAGCAUGGGCACUAUGACGCGAACGGGGACCUGGGAGACGGAUGCUAGUCGCAGCCGUAGCGAGUCUCGCAACCCAGGCCAUGAACGUCAUCGCAGCGAUAGUCGAGACAGCGACCAGACGAAGGUGGGAGGUGAGACGGAGUACCCGCGAGGCUAUCACAUGACGCCUUCCGCGCUGCGCGAACACAGUCCGGCUGGAAGUGAUUAUUCCGGCCAUGGUGGCUUCGAUGCGCCUCGAGGACGUUUUAAGGGAGAUGAUGGUGGUAUGCAUAAGGAGAGUCGAGAGGGGCUGGUAUCCAGUGCGGCGAGGAUGGGCAGGAGUCCGCCGCCUACACUGCCGACGCCUUAUGCACCUGCACCUGGUGGGUAUGGAAUGAUUAGGACGCCGGGCGAGACGCCGCUAGGGGAUGGUAAGAUUAGUGGGGAGGACGAUACGAGUUACGAUUACUUCAAACGGGGCAGGGGUAUGUAG
This is a messenger RNA of Recurvomyces mirabilis, 3039 nucleotides long. RefSeq lists its product as uncharacterized. The transcript has a single exon. The record is from RefSeq and is a predicted model, not a curated record. Gene Ontology annotation, molecular function: calcium-activated cation channel activity. Gene Ontology annotation, cellular component: plasma membrane. Bases 1 to 3039 code for a protein of 1012 amino acids. Lineage: Eukaryota; Fungi; Ascomycota; Dothideomycetes; Mycosphaerellales; Teratosphaeriaceae.